Molecule: messenger RNA, 1176 nt
Organism: Anopheles stephensi (Asian malaria mosquito)
Lineage: Eukaryota; Metazoa; Arthropoda; Insecta; Diptera; Culicidae
Product: SAP30-binding protein
Exons: 2
Coding region: 114-1109 (331 amino acids)
Biological process (GO): regulation of DNA-templated transcription
Cellular component (GO): nucleus
Source: RefSeq, a predicted model, not a curated record
ACUGUCAAAGUAAAAUUUUGUAAACAAACAACACCAGUGCGUGCAAACACAACAUUCCGCGAAAGUUAGUCUAAAAAACCGUGAAACAAAGUGUAUUUGAAUAGUUUUCCACGAUGAGUUCGAAAAACUCGGCCCUUGCAUCUCUCACCGCCACUUAUACGGACUCGGAAAAUGAAGAAGAGCGUCGUUCGGACGAUGAAUCACCACAGUCGGAAGGAGAAAGUUCCGUGUCGCAGAUUCGUUCCCGUCAGCAAACACCACUGCGGGAAAUGUCCGAGAGUUCCGGAACACCCGUCACGCAAAGCAACACUGCAAGCCUUCCGUUCAAAUCGGCAGAACCUAGCGGUGCCAGUGACAAUGGCACACCCGGACCACCGCGCAAGAAAGCUCUCCGGCUCGUUAGCUACAUCGACGAUACGAUCGUCGAUACGGACGAAGAAAACAACUCACCAGCUCACAGCGAUCGUGAGGAACCGGUCGAAUCCGAACACGAGCCCGAACCACAACGUAGCCCCUCGCCGGAAAAGGUGGACCGGGCGAAGCUGUACGGUUUCAGCUUGCCGCCCGAACCGAAAGGCAAAUGCUCGCAGGAGCUGCAGGACAAGAUCGCGGCACUGCACGAACGGAUGAAAAAUUCGAACAUGGACACGAACCGUAUCAUACAGGAGCGCAAAGAGUUCCGCAAUCCGAGCAUCUACGAAAAGCUUAUCCAUUUCUGCGACAUUAACGAACUGGGCACCAACUAUCCGGCGGAAAUAUUCGAUCCCUUCCAGUGGGGCAAAGAAUCGUAUUACGAGGAGCUGGCAAAGGCACAGAAAAUCGAGAUGGAAAAGGUGGAAAAAGCACGCAAGGAAGCUACGAAAACGGAAAUACAAACGGGCGUCAAGCGUGUCGAUCCGGACGAAUCGAAGAAGCGCAAAUCGAAAUGGGACCAGCCGGGUGUGUUGGGAGCGGCCCCCGGUAUGCUGGGUGCGGCAGCUGCCGUCGCCAUGGUUAAUGCACUAAAACCGGCGGGCAUUUUACCGCAGACACUCACAACCACCGCUACCGGGACGAAGGGGACCGUCAUAUCGGCGUUCGGAUCGCUACCAAAGAAGCCCAAGGUUUAAGUGUGGGAAAGAUUGCAAAAAACAAUAGGACAAAUAAACAUAAUUUUAAAUAUUUCUCUAAAAAUAA